AUGGAUGCAAAUGAAGCUAGCAUUUUAGAAAGUGACCAGGAUUCUUUUGACGAGUUUUUGCAGCAAAACCAGGAUUCAACCCACCUCCUUAACUCGUCAAUUAGAGAAAUUCAACCCUUCCUUUUGUCCAAGUGUCCGGGAAAAUUGAACUCUGAGGGGCAUGUCAACUUUGCCUUGAAUCUUUUCAAAAACUCGCUGCCCUUCGCCUCGAUUGCAUUAGACACUAGCAGACCGUGGCUGCUAUAUUGGUCGCUGUCAAUUUUAACGCUUUUAAAGAUGCCAAUUCCUGAUAAUUUGCCGUUUCUUUUAUUGCUUAGGUGUUUGUCUCAACUACACAACGAAUAUUAUAUCGAGCAAGAGGGCGCAUAUGGAGGCUCCUCUUCUUGCUCCUCCUCACACAUUCUAACAACCUUUGCUUCGCUGUGCUCACUUGCUCUGAUAGGCGGUCCAGACGAUUGGUCCAAAAUCAACACCCAGAAUCUACUUGCAUGGCUUUCUCGGCUAUUUUCACCAGAAAAAGGAGUAUUUUCUGUUCAUCUUGAUGGCGGUGAGUCUGAUCUCCGUUCGGUGUAUGCGGCAAUUGCAAUCAUCCAUUUGCUUGGAUUGGAAAAGGAAUUUUUCCACGACCCCUGUUCGCUUGAGAGGAUCCAGCAGUCCAUAAUUUCGGCCCAGUCGUACGAAGGUGGUUUCGGUGCCAUACCAUGGAGCCAUACCGAAGCCCAUGGCGGGUAUACAUACUGUGGACUAGCUGCUCUUGUAAUCAUAGACAGAUGGACACUGUCAUCCGCGUCAAUCGACACAUUGUUGCCCGAAUCAAAAAUGACGCGUUUACUGGCCUGGACUUGUGGUCUGCAAUCUACCCUUCUUGGUGGUUUGCAAGGGAGAACUGGCAAGCUUGUCGAUGCUUGUUAUUCAUUCUGGGUUGGAGCCAUUCCCUUACUGCUAAACCGCCCCACAAAGGAGUAUAUCGAUGUUGGGUUACUGAGGAAUUACCUCCUCAAGGCCUGUCAAUGUUCGAGCGGAGGAAUCAGGGACAAGCCUCCAAAGUAG
Messenger RNA from Mitosporidium daphniae, 1050 nucleotides. RefSeq lists its product as uncharacterized. The coding region runs from base 1 to 1050 and encodes 349 amino acids. The record is from RefSeq and is a predicted model, not a curated record. Gene Ontology annotation, molecular function: protein farnesyltransferase activity. NCBI's taxonomy places the organism in Eukaryota, Fungi, Microsporidia. Gene Ontology annotation, cellular component: protein farnesyltransferase complex. Gene Ontology annotation, biological process: protein farnesylation. The transcript has 3 exons.